UGUCAGUUAUCACUCAUACGGUUGAUAUCACAGCUUGACAUAAUAUAAUAAUCUAACAAGAAGUUUUCUCUGCCUGCUGGCGUUGUGAUGAAGGCUCCAAUAACGUUUGAUUUUUAGCAGGGCAAAUCUACAUUAUUGGUGUAUUGUUAAACCUUCAAAGUUUUCGACGCAAAAUCUCGCAAAAUACCGUGAAGCGAAAUGCGCGUCUCAAACGUGGUGGUAUUGAUAUGUUUCAUGGUUGUAUCAGAAUGUAUUGCGUAUUAUUAUCCACCAGUAUUCUGGCAUUAUCAAAAUUGUGUAUUCCGCAAGCUUCGAGAAUCGUUCGGAAAUGAAACGAAGGAAUACUUCAUGAAAGUUCUACCACAUCAACAAGUCAGAAUUGUUUGCCCUAGUAGUGCAGCCAUAAACGAUUGGGUUGGUCAAAGAAUAUCAAAAAGAUUCCAAAACUUUUACUUAGUUGACAAAAACGGUUACGAUAACUGCAAGGUCAAUGAUGAUGUAAAUCCUAGUGAAAACAAGUUACUUCUUCUAUGUGAUGAUUUUAAACGAGUUCGUUAUCGAACAUUUAAGUUCCAUCCAGGAAGUAAUUUAAAUGAACCCCGCUUCAUUCCUGGGCGACAUUAUUAUUUUAUAGGAACGGGAAAUGGGGACCGACAAUCAUUGAAGUCAAAGUCUGGGGGUCAUUGCAAGGAAUAUCACAUGAGGUUGCAUAUUUAUGUUUGCAAUCCAAAGAAAGAAACAUGUAUAUGGGAACAACCUUACUGUGAACCAACGUAUGAAGUCCAUCGUGCGAUGAUCAGGUACAGUCGCAAAUUGCCCCCACCAACUGAAGGGAUAGCCACAGUACCAAAAACUAAAACUGCACCCAUCUCUAUUACCAAAAAAUCGAAUGUUGAACAUUUUGAGGGAUCAAUGAGUUCAACCGAACAUUCUCACACACCAACAAAAGAAAAUCCUUUAGCUGAGACACUUGUCAAUAAUAACAAGGACUGCAAAUAUAGUGAUGAAGAUGGAGAUUCGGUUCACAUGGUUCUAAAUUUUGUUUUGGGUGGCGUGAUAUUGUUCAUGGCUGUUGUAAUUUUCAUUCUCUCCUUUGGACUAGCACGAAAAUCUGACUCAGCUAGACCAUCAUCUGGUGCGUUCUCAGUAAUCUCGGCACAAGAACCGAACGCAAAUCUUUAUCAGGAAAGUGCACGUUUCGUGAAACCUGUUUAUUCACCAGUAUCAAAAUCACCUCCACAAACACCAAUCAGUAUCAACCCACCACUCUACCUCGCUCCUAUGGCCGAAAUCCGACCACGCUCGGCGUCUAAUAGAAACGGAUAUAACAACGCCGUGUAUGGUCAAAGACAAGACAGUGUUGAAGUGCCAGCAGAACAAGUUGAUCCAACAUCAUUGCUCCAUGAGCAGCUAGCAAAUACUGCAGAACCCGUUUAAAACUGGUUGAAAGUCGGUAAAAAGCAAGUGAAAGUCCAGAUGGGUAGGUGUAUUGGUGAAUGAAAUUUUCAGGAGUAUUAGAAGUAUAGCAUAGUUGAUGUUUCAUGGAACAAAAUAAAAGUUGCAGCAACUAGCAUAUGAAUAAGAAGAAAUGAACAAUUAACAGUAUUGCAGAAAGCAUUGUACACGAUUAAAUAGAUGUUUCAAAAGAAUUAAUGUGACAUUUUUCCCAAACUUCCCCUUUGCGUGCUGUUAAGACUAAACUCACAUUUAGCCUGACACGUAAAGUUUUGAUCAGACGAGAAAAAACUCGUUUGUAAAUAUGUAGACAUAAACAAUUCGUAUUAGCUAGCUAAAUGUACUAUAUAGUGAGCAUUAGGUAGAAAAUGUAAUUGAAAAUGUAAUCAUAUUUGAAAUAAUCAUGCAAGUUUAACAAA
Molecule: messenger RNA, 1874 nt
Organism: Xenia sp. Carnegie-2017
Lineage: Eukaryota; Metazoa; Cnidaria; Anthozoa; Malacalcyonacea; Xeniidae
Exons: 6
Coding region: 199-1437 (412 amino acids)
Biological process (GO): axon guidance; ephrin receptor signaling pathway
Cellular component (GO): plasma membrane
Molecular function (GO): ephrin receptor binding
Source: RefSeq, a predicted model, not a curated record